This is a messenger RNA of Dendronephthya gigantea, 1241 nucleotides long. RefSeq lists its product as uncharacterized. The record is from RefSeq and is a predicted model, not a curated record. The transcript is spliced from 4 exons. NCBI's taxonomy places the organism in Eukaryota, Metazoa, Cnidaria, Anthozoa, Malacalcyonacea, Nephtheidae. The coding region runs from base 333 to 1241 and encodes 302 amino acids.
UUUCUCAAACAGACACCACAACCAUUUCGCAAACCGAUAACACGACAACUAUUUCUCAAACAGACACUACAACCAUUUCGCAAACCGAUACCACGACAACUAUUUCUCAAAAAGACACUACAACCAUUUCGCAAACAGAUACCACGACGACUAUUUCUCAAACAGAUACCACGACGACUAUUUCUCAAACAGAUACCACGACGACUAUUUCGCAAACAGAUACCACGACAACUAUUUCUCAAACAGACACUACAACCAUUUCGCAAACCGAUACCACGACGACUAUUUCUCAAACAGAUACCACGACGACUAUUUCGCAAACAGAUACCACGAUGCCCAUUUCUCAAACAGAUACCACGACGACUAUUUCUCAAACAGAUACCACGACGACUAUUUCUCAAACAGAUACCACGACGACCAUUUCUCAAACAGAUGCCACGACGCCCAUUUAUCAGCCCGAUACCACGACGGCCAUUUCUCAAACAGAUACCACGACGACUAUUUCUCAAACAGAUACCACGACGACUAUUUCGCAAACAGAUACCACGACGCCCAUUUCUCAAACAGAUACCACGACGACUAUUUCGCAAACAGAUACCACAACAACUAUUUCUCAAACAGAUACCACGACGACUAUUUUGCAAACAGAUACCACAACAACUAUUUCUCAAACAGAUACCACGACGACUAUUUCUCAAACAGAUACCACAACAACUAUUUCUCAAACAGAUACCACGACGCCCAUUUCUCAAACAGAUACCACGACGACUAUUUCUCAAACAGAUACCACGACGACUAUUUCUCAAACAGAUACCACGACGACCAUUUCUCAAACAGAUGCCACGACGCCCAUUUAUCAGCCCGAUACCACGACGGCCAUUUCUCAAACAGAUACCACGACGACUAUUUCUCAAACAGAUACCACAACGCCCAUUUAUCAGCCCGAUACCACAAUGCCCAUUUCUCAAACAGAUACUACGACGACUAUUUCUCAAACAAAUACCACUUCAAGAGCUCAUACCCUGGUCACUUCCUUAACCCCCGCCACUUCCCAGUUUAAUUUGGUGGAAAAGGAUUUUGAAUUAAUAAAAGAAUUUAAAGACAGAGCAAGAUUUGUUGGGAUUGGCAAUCCAGAAAUAGAGUUUCUAGAUCUCCGCCACUACUUAUCAACCAUAUACACAGAGAAGAAGGCAAAAGAUUUAUCUGUGCAUGGGUUGGGCGACGAUAUGGUGAUCAGCUAA